CCCCCACGUGUGUCGCUGCUUUUUGCGGCAUCUGCAGAGCUGCGGCCGCUUUUCCCAGGGGCGUAGUUGUUAGAUCCGCCACGCGGAUCGGGACCGUUUGUAGGGUCUAAGCGCAAAGUAGGGAGCCUGGUGGCUUCCUGGGGCGGAGGUUCCCGAGGCAAUGGAGCACCUUUUGCUGGAUGUGGCGGCCGUGCCGCUGCGGCUAAUCGCUGGCAAGAACGAGAAAAGCCGCAGUGAGCUGGGCAGGUUCUUGGCAAAGCAGGUGUGGACAUCCCAAGAUCGCCAGUGUAUCCUAAGUACCCUAGCACAGCUACUUCUGGAUAAGGACUGUACUGUGUUGGUUGGCCGCCAGCUGCGCCCUCUCCUUUUGGAUUUGCUAGAAAGGAAUGCUGAAGCCAUUAAAGCUGGAGGUCAAAUCAACCAUGAUCUACAUGAACGCCUCUGUGUGUCAAUGAGCAAACUCAUUGGUCACCAUCCUGAUGUCCUUCCGUUUGCCCUGCGCUAUUUCAAGGACACUUCACCAGUCUUUCAAAGGCUGUUUCUCGAGAGUUCAGAUGCUAAUCCAGUCAGAUAUGGGCGUAGACGGAUGAAGCUACGUGACCUCAUGGAAGCCGCUUAUAAGUUUCUGCAGCAGGAGCAGUCUGUGUUCCGGGACCUCUGGGACUGGAGUGUGUGUGUCCCUCUCCUCAGGAGCCAUGACACCUUGGUUCGUUGGUACACAGCCAAUUGUCUAGCUUUAGUUACCUGUAUGAAUGAAGAACACAAGUUAUCAUUCCUUAAGAAGAUUUUUAGUAGUGAGGAACUGAUCCAUUUCAGGUUGAGGUUACUUGAAGAGGCUCAGCUUCAGGACUUGGAAAAAGCCUUGGUUUUGGCUAAUUCAGAAGCUUCCCUUUGGCAUAAGGAUAAGGAGCUGCCCUGUGUACAGGGUCACCUUGUUUCAGCUGACCUCUCCUCUAGGGUGACUGCUGUCUGUGGUGUGGUGCUGCCGGGGCAGCCAUCAGCCCCCGGAGAGCAGGCUAGUAAUAGGUAUUCUUCACGUGAACAGGAACUGGCCUUUCAAUCUUAUGUUUUGGUUGAGUCAGUCUGCAAAAAUCUUCAGACACUGGCUAUGGCAGUGGCUUCUCAGAAUGCAGUGUUAUUGGAAGGACCUAUAGGAUGUGGCAAAACUUCCUUAGUUGAACAUCUGGCUGCAAUGACAGGUAGAAGAAAGCCCCCUCAUCUUCUCAAAGUCCAACUUGGAGAUCAGACUGACAGUAAGAUGCUUCUGGGGAUGUAUCGCUGUACAGAUGUGCCAGGAGAGUUUGUGUGGCAGCCUGGCACCCUGACUCAGGCAGCCACAAAGGGCCACUGGAUCCUUCUGGAGGACAUUGACUAUGCUCCCUUAGAUGUGGUUUCUGUUCUGAUUCCUCUUUUGGAGAAUGGAGAGCUCUUAAUUCCUGGUCGAGGUGACAGCCUGAAAGUAUCUCCUGGAUUUCAAUUCUUUGCAACCAGACGGCUCUUGAGUUGUGGAGGGAAUUGGUAUCGACCAUUAAAUAGUUAUGCCAGUCUGCUCGACAAAUACUGGACCAAAAUUCACCUGGAUAACAUGGAUAAGACCGAACUGAAUGAGGUUCUUCAGAGCAGAUACCCAAGCUUACAGACAGCAACGAAUCACCUACUUGACAUCUAUAUCCAGCUUACUGGCGAGAAACAUCAUUCUCAUAUUGAUUACUCUGUUGGAUGUGAACAUACACCUGAGAAUGUUCUGGAAGCCAAAAGAGAAAACAAAGGACUAAAUCUUGAGGGAAGAGAAUUGUCUCUAAGGGAUCUACUGAAUUGGUGUAAUAGGAUUGCCCAUAGCUUUGACAGUCUGUCUUCAUCAGCAUCAUUAAUUAUUUUUCAAGAGGCUCUGGACUGUUUCACAGCAAUGCUUUCUAAACACACAAGCAAACUGAAAAUGGCAGAAGUGAUAGGAAGCAAAUUGAACAUUUCUAAGAAAAAGGCUGAAUUCUUCUGUCAACUUUAUAAACCAGAAAUUGUGAUCAACGAGCUAGAUGUAGAAGUGGGUCGAGUGCAUCUUCUACGGAAACAAAGCGAGGCUGUUCUUUUACAGAGGGAGAAACUCACUUUUGCUGCUACUAGGCCAUCAUCAGUUCUCAUUGAACAACUUGCAGUGUGUGUCAGCAAAGGGGAGCCUGUGUUGCUGGUGGGAGAGACUGGGACUGGCAAGACAUCUACUGUGCAGUACUUGGCGCAUAUUACUGGUCACCGUUUGAAGGUUAUCAACAUGAAUCAGCAAAGUGACACUGCAGAUUUGCUUGGAGGUUACAAACCAGUGGACCACAAGCUUAUUUGGUUACCUCUGCGGGAAGGAUUUGAGGAGCUCUUUGCCCAGACAUUUUCCAAGAAGCAAAACUUUACCUUCCUUGGACACAUUCAGACCUGUUUUAGGCAGAAACGGUGGCAUGACCUCCUUAAACUAAUGCAACAUGUAUACAAGUCAGCUGUCAACAAGAAUGGAAAAGAGAGUGACACUGGACCCCUCUUAAAAGAGAAAUGGGAAGCAUUUGGUUUUAGACUCAGUCAUGCCCAACAACAGAUGAAGAUGACUGAAAAUGCCCUAUUGUUUGCAUUUGUGGAGGGUACAUUAGCUCAGGCUGUAAAGAAAGGAGAAUGGAUCUUGUUGGAUGAGAUUAAUCUGGCUGCUCCUGAAACAUUAGAAUGCCUGAGUGGUUUACUUGAAGGAUCUUCUGGGUCGUUGAUUUUGCUGGAUCGAGGAGACACAGAACCAUUGGUUCGACAUCCUGAUUUUCGUUUGUUUGCCUGCAUGAAUCCAGCAACUGAUGUGGGCAAGAGAAAUCUCCCACCAGGAAUAAGAAACAGGUUCACAGAGUUGUACGUAGAAGAAUUGGAAAGUAAGGAAGACUUACAAAUUCUUAUUGUGGAUUAUCUGAAAGGAUUGAGUGUGAGCAAGAACACAGUUCAAGGAAUCAUAAACUUCUAUACAACUGUACGGAAAGAAUGCGGGGCAAAAUUGGUGGAUGGGACUGGCCACAAACCUCACUACAGCCUUCGGACUCUCUGCAGGGCACUCCGAUUUGCUGCUUCCAAUCCUUGUGGCAGCGUUCAGCGUUCACUCUAUGAGGGGUUCUCUCUGGGUUUUUUAACACAGCUUGACAGAACAUCACACCCUAUUGUUCAGAAGCUCAUUUGUCAACACAUUAUCUCUGGCAAUGUUAAAAGUCUUCUGAAGCAGGCUAUUCCAGAACCAAAAGGAGGUCGACUUAUCCAGGUUGAGGGCUAUUGGAUUUCAGUGGGUGACAAAGAACCCACAAUAGAUGAGACAUAUAUUCUUACAUCUUCUGUCAAGCUGAACCUGAGAGAUAUAGUCCGAGUGGUCUCUGCAGGAACCUAUCCAGUACUGAUCCAGGGUGAGACAUCCGUUGGUAAAACAAGCCUGAUUCGCUGGCUGGCUUCAGCUACUGGUAACCACUGUGUGCGCAUCAAUAAUCAUGAGCACACAGACAUCCAGGAGUACAUUGGUUGCUACACAUCUGACUCCUCAGGGAAGCUCUCAUUUAAAGAAGGUAUUCUAAUUGAUGCUAUGAGAAAGGGCUACUGGAUAAUUUUAGAUGAAUUAAAUUUGGCUCCUACUGAUGUAUUAGAGGCACUGAACAGACUAUUGGAUGAUAACCGGGAAUUGCUCAUAACGGAAACACAAGAAGUUGUUAAAGCACACCCCCGGUUCAUGCUUUUUGCUACCCAGAAUCCUCCAGGGCUUUAUGGAGGUAGAAAGGUUCUUUCAAGAGCCUUCAGGAAUCGGUUUGUGGAAUUGCACUUUGAUGAAUUACCAAGUUCUGAGUUGGAAACAAUUCUUCACAAGCGGUGUAGUUUACCUCCCUCCUAUUGCAGCAAGCUGAUUAAAAUCAUGCUGGAUCUUCAGUCCUAUCGCAGAAGUUCUUCAGUCUUUGCUGGAAAGCAGGGCUUCAUUACCCUUCGUGACCUGUUUCGAUGGGCUGAAAGAUACAAGAUGGCUGAACAGACUGAGAAAGAGUAUGAUUGGCUACAGCAUUUAGCCAAUGAUGGUUUUAUGCUUCUGGCAGGCAGAGUCAGGAAGCAAGAUGAAGUUGAUGUAAUUCAAGAUGUCCUUGAAAAACAUUUUAAGAGAAAACUGUGCCCCCAAUCCCUCUUCUCUAAAGAAAAUGUCCUAAAAUUGCUAAGUAAAUUAUCUACUCAAAUAUCCACAUUGGAUUCCAAGUUCAGCCAUAUCGUGUGGACCCAGGGCAUGCGGAGACUGGCUAUGCUGGUGGGAAGGGCAUUGGAAUUUGGUGAACCAGUGCUACUGGUUGGAGACACUGGGUGUGGGAAAACUACCAUAUGCCAGGUGUUUGCUGCCCUAGCAAAUCAGAAGUUGUACUCUGUGAAUUGCCACUUACAUAUGGAAACAUCAGACUUCCUGGGGGGGCUGCGGCCAGUGAGACAGAAGCCAAAAGACAAGGAGGAAAUUGACACAUCAAGACUCUUUGAAUGGCAUGAUGGACCUCUGGUUCUGGCUAUGAAGGAGGAUGGCUUUUUCCUCUUAGAUGAGAUCUCCCUGGCUGAUGACUCCGUCCUUGAAAGACUCAACAGUGUCCUUGAAGUGGAAAAAUCCCUGGUAUUAGCUGAAAAGGGCAGCCUAAAUGACAAGGAUAAUGAAGUAGAACUGUUGACUGCUGGGAAAAAAUUCCGCAUCUUGGCAACCAUGAACCCUGGGGGUGACUUUGGAAAAAAAGAGCUGUCUCCUGCCUUAAGAAACCGGUUUACAGAAAUAUGGUGCCCUCAGAGCACAAGUCGUGAAGAUUUAAUUCAGAUCAUCACUCGUAAUCUUCGACCAGGAUUGUCCUUGAGCAGAACAGAUUAUAAAGGGGCUGAUAUAGCUGAAGUCAUGCUGGAUUUUAUCAACUGGUUGACCCACCAGGAGUUUGGCCGGAGGUGUGUGGUCAGUAUCCGUGAUAUCCUGUCCUGGGUUAACUUCAUGAACACAAUGGGAGAGGAGGCUGCUUUUAAAAGGCCAGAGAUAGCCAUCUCUACUGUGACGUCUUUCGUCCAUGCUGCAUGCCUAGUCUACAUAGAUGGAAUAGGUUCAGGGGUAACUUCCUCUGGGUUUGGUACUGCACUUUUGGCUCGAAAAGAAUGUCUGAAAUUCCUAACCAAGAAGCUCUCCAAGACAGUCAGACUUACAGAAUGUCAGAAAAAUGAAUUGAAGAUUUAUGACAAACUGAAGGCCAAAGAAUUUACUGGGAUAGAUAACCUUUGGGGAAUUCAUCCAUUUUUCAUUCCAAGGGGGCCUGUGUUGCAUAGGAAUAAUAUUGCCGACUACGCACUCAGUGCAGGCACUACAGCUAUGAAUGCCCAGAGACUUUUAAGAGCCACAAAACUGAGCAAACCCAUCCUCCUGGAAGGCUCCCCCGGUGUGGGCAAGACAAGUUUAGUAAGUGCACUAGCAAAGGCUUCAGGCAACACCCUUGUUCGAAUCAACUUGUCAGAACAGACGGAUAUCACAGACUUGUUUGGAGCAGAUCUACCUGUUGAAGGGGGCAAGGGAGGAGAGUUUGCCUGGCGUGAUGGCCCCUUGCUGGCAGCUCUGAAGGCAGGCCAUUGGGUUGUACUGGAUGAGCUUAACCUGGCUUCUCAAUCAGUAUUGGAAGGACUCAAUGCUUGUUUUGAUCACCGAGGAGAAAUCUAUAUCCCUGAAUUAGGAAUGAGUUUUCAAGUACAGCAUGAAAAAACAAAGAUUUUUGGAUGUCAGAAUCCUUUUAGACAAGGAGGUGGGAGGAAGGGCUUGCCCAGGUCUUUCCUUAACAGAUUCACCCAGGUCUUUGUGGAUCCCCUAACAGUAAUUGAUAUGGAGUUUAUUGCUGGUACUUUGUUUCCAGCUAUUGACAAAAAUAUUGUAAAGAAAAUGGUUGCUUUCAAUAAUCAGAUUGAUCAUGAAGUGACUGUUGAAAAGAAAUGGGGGCAAAAAGGAGGACCAUGGGAAUUCAAUCUACGGGAUCUUUUCCGCUGGUGUCAGUUGAUGCUGGUUGACCAGUCCCCUGGGUGUUAUGACCCUGGUCAGCAUGUGUUCUUGGUUUAUGGUGAAAGAAUGAGAACCAGAGAAGAUAAAGAAAAGGUCAUUGCUGUAUUCAAAGAUGUGUUUGGUUCAAAUUCUGAGCCAUACCUGGGAACCCGACUAUUUCACAUUUCCCCCUAUGAUGUCCAGGUGGGCUAUUCAAUCCUUUCCCGUGCCAGCUACAUUCCUCCGCCAUCUCGUCGCCCCCUGUUGCUUCUGCACCAGUCACUACAGUCCCUGGAGCCACUAAUGAAAUGUGUACAGAUGAGCUGGAUGGUUAUCCUUGUGGGUGCAGCUUCUGUGGGCAAGACCAGUUUGGUCCAGCUCCUGGCACAUCUUACUGGCCACACAUUAAAGAUCAUGGCUAUGAACAGUGCAAUGGACACUACAGAGCUUUUGGGUGGAUUUGAGCAGGUUGAUCUUCUCCGACCUUGGAGGCAGCUACUAGAGAAGGUGCAGGUCACUGUCAGGGCACUGUUAAGGGACAGCCUACUUGUUAGUGCUGAUGAUGCAGAAGUAGUACUGCGAGCAUGGAGUCAUUUCCUCCUGACAUACAAGCCCAUGUGUCUUGGUGAAGGCGGUAAAGGUGUCACCAUGGAGAUUGUCAAUAAGCUAGAAGCUGUAUUACUACUUAUGCAACGUCUCAAUAACAAAAUCAACUCAUACUCAAAAGCAGAGUUUGGUAAACUCGUGGAAGAAUUCCGAAGCUUUGGGGUGAAGCUUACACAGUCAGCCUCUGGCCGUAGUCAUGGCACAUUUGAAUGGGUUGACAGCAUGUUGGUUCGUGCCCUAAAAUCUGGAGAUUGGCUUCUGAUGGACAAUGUUAACUUCUGCAACCCUUCAGUGCUGGAUCGUUUGAAUGCUUUACUUGAACCUGGAGGUGUUCUCACUCUUAGUGAGAGAGGAAUGAUAGAUGAAGCCACUCCCACCAUAACACCAAAUCCCAAUUUCAGACUUUUUCUCUCAAUGGAUCCUGUUCAUGGAGAAAUAUCACGUGCAAUGAGAAAUCGUGGGCUUGAAAUCUACAUUUCAGGCGAGGAAGAUGGCAACAUCCUAGAUGAUCUGGAUUUGAAAGUUCUGUUACACAGUAUGGGAUUGGUAGGGGACAGUGUGUGUGAUGCCCUUUUAGCUCUACACAAAGAGACCCAAAAUACUCUUGUAGGUUAUCCAACAUCUUCUCUUUCAACUUUAAUUCAGACAGCUAUCCUCAUUGUUCAGUACCUACAGCGAGGGCUGAGUUUAGAUAGAGCCUUUUUUGAAGCCUGCUGGGAAGCAUAUAUUCGGUCUCAACAUUCACCAGCAAAACGGAAGCUUGUGCAGGUUAUACUAGAGAAACAUACUUCUUCUCUACAAGCACUUGAAACCUGGGGCAGUUCGAUUCUUGCCAUGGGGCUGUGGCCAGAUUCUCUGCCUUCUGCUGUCUUUGCCACGGAAGAUUCUCACCUCUCAGUAGUGCGUAGUGAUGGCCAGAUCUUAGCAUAUUGCCUCAACAGGAUGAGCAUGAAAACAAGCAGCUGGGCAAGGAUUCAGCCCCUUACUCUGACAGACUUAGAGAAAAUUAUGCAAUCUUCCAACUCUGAGAGCCUGAAAUUCAGUUCAGUUGAAGUGGAUACUUACUGGAUUGAUGAACCAGAUGUCCUGGCUGUGGCUGUUAGAUUGCUCAUAGAAAGAGCAACCAAUCAAGAUUGGAUGCUAAGGGUUAAAUGGCUUUAUCAUUUAGCCAAGAAUAUACCACAGGGGCUUGAGUCCAUACAGAUUCAUUUGGAAGCUAGUGCUACUGCUCUUAGGAAUUUUUACUCAAAUUCUCUCUCAACUGCGGUCAGUAAUGUCAUUAAGAUAGUACACCCAAAUAUAACAGAUGAAUUUGUGAUAGCUCUUGACCCCCGGUGGAAUAUGCAGACUUUGGACAUAAUUAGAAAUUCAAUGGACUUUGACCCACAAACAGACCAGUCAGAACAAUUCUUUGCCCUUUUAGAGUCUGUUGCAAACAAGUCAAUUAUAUAUCUUGAUCGGGAAAAGCGUAUUUUUACUGAAGCAAAUAUGGUGUCUGUUGUUGCCAAAAAGUCAAGAAAUAGUGUUUUAAGAAUGUCCUUUGAAUUCCAUAAAGAUCCGGAGAGCUACCAUAGCCUGCCCCACGAAAUUGUGGUCAAUCUUGCUGCUUUUUUUGAACUUUGUGAUGCACUAAUCCUGCUCUGGUUACAGUCAUCCCAGAGCAUGGUAUCUGAUAACACUGUCAAUAAGAUCUUUGGUUCUCUUCGGUGGCGUGACCGGUUUUGGAUUGUGGCUGACAUGGUGAAAGUGGAUGCCCCAGGCCUAGCCCUGCUUGCACUUCACUGGCACUGGGUUUUAAAACAUUUGAUCCAUCAGAUACCCCAGCUCCUGGUGAACCAUGAAGACAAAUAUUAUAAAGAGAUUCAGACUGUCUCAGAUCAUAUUCAGAGUUGCUUGGGCAGUCCAACUGGUGACUUUUCUGGCAUCAAGAAGUUACAGAAGUUCUUGGGACGGCCAUUUCCUUUUAAGGACAAGAUGGUGGUGGAUUGUUUUUCACAACUGAAAGCACUUGCCAAAGGCCUUGCCAUCAGGGAGCCAAUCCCUGCCUUUGGGGAGAGUGGAUGCCAGGAAGACAUGAAUCGUCUUCAGACAGUUGCUUCUGAAUGGGCCUUAAAGAAAAGUCUCCUACAGGCUUGGGGAUUGGUACUCAAGGCUAAUAUUCUGGAAGAUGUCAACCCAGAUGAAUUGAAGAAUCUUGUGAAUGCUCAGUGCAUAAAAUUGAAAGCCAAAGGAAUUUCACAUGGUUUUCUGGAGAAAAAAUCCCAUGAAGCUUCCUGCCUGCCCCAGCCAGACCGUACCUCUUUAAUCCAGCUCAGCAGGAUUAUUCAGAUUUGGCCUGCAAUGGAAUAUCUGGCUAUGCUUUGGCAGUACAAAAUGACAGCUGAGUUUAUGAUGCAGGUUUGUCUACGAAGAUGCAGUAAAAAUAAAGAACCUCAGUUAACAGAAGAGAUAAGUCAUCACAUCACAUUUUGUCUUAAGUACACACCAGUUGCUCCUCAGGAACUACGAGAACUUUGGUCCUUACUACAUCACGUGAGGGUAUCUACUGAGGAAAUGAUCUCUUUGUGGUCAGAACUAUUUAUUUCCACGUUUAUGUCUUUCUGGAAUAGUACUGUGACAACAAAUCCAGAUUACUGGCUAACAUGGAGUUCUGUGCCAGGUGCACAGCAGAGGGAGAUGCACAAGUCACUCUUCGAUUCCACUUUGAAGGGCCCCGGCAGCCUGAGUAGAGCCAUGUUUUCCAAGUGCUGCUUUGAAGCCUUGACCAGCAGUAGCAGAGCAAGUCCCUGGGAUGUCAGUGGCCUUCCCAUUGUAUCGUCCUCUCAUGUCACUUUGGGAGAGUGGGUUGAGCGUGCCCAGCAGCUCCGUAAUAUCAGCUCGAUGCUUUGGACCAACAUGACUGUUCCUUCAGUAGCUGAGUUCAGGCGUACAGAUUCUCAGCUGCAGGGACUGGUGCUGUGCCGGCACCUGGUGGGCCUGGCAGAGCUGCUUCCCGAGCCCCGGCAGCAGGAAUACCUGCAGAGCUGUGAGCAGCUGCUGCGUGGGAACAGUUGUGCCUUCCAGCAUGUAGGCCAGACUCUCUCAGACAUGGCAGGGCAGGAGGCUCUGCCCAAAGAACUGUUGUGCCUCUUGCUCACAUCCCUGCGCCACUUGUUUGGAGAAGGGGAGGGCAAGCAAGACCUGCCUGAGCUAGCCCGCCGCGGGAGCCUCUGGGUAAGCCUUGGCUUGCUCCAGAUUCAAACAUGGAUUCCCCAAGCACGCUUUGACCCUGCUGUGAAGAGGGAAUACAAACUCAAGUAUGCCAAAGAAGAGCUAUACCAGCUGCAGUGUGAGUGGAAGACCCGGAACCUCUCAUCUCAGUUACAGACUGGAAGAGACCUCAAAGAUGAAGGCAUUAACAAGUAUUCUCAUCCUCACGUCAGGUCACUUCACCAAAGAAUUGAUCACCUGGAGAAUGUGGUUUGCACCCUGUCAAAGAAGCAGGCCUUCAGACCCCAGCAGCCCACAUAUGAAUCCCUGGUGCAGGAAAUCCAUCAGUAUGUCACCAGCAUUGCCAAGGCCCCUGCUGUUCAGGAUCUGCUCACACGGCUCCUGCAGGCCCUGCACAUAGAUGGGCCUCGUUCUGCCCAGGCGGCCCAGAACCUUCUGAAGGAGGAGGCCUCUUGGCAACAGUCACACCAUCAGUUCAGAAAGCGGCUCACUGAGGAGUACGCCCUGUAUCCAGACUCUGUGGCUCCCUUGCAGGCAUCCAUCUUGCAGUUGCAGCAUGGCAUGAGGCUGGUGGCAUCAGAGGUCCAUGCCUCUCUCCAUGGUAGCAUGGUUUGUGCGGAGAGGCUGGGUGGCCUGACUGCAUCGCUUUUGGCUUUCCCAUCAGUAGGACCCACCUUCCCCACCUACUAUGCUCAUGCAGACACUUUGUGUUCGGAGACAUCAGAGGAGGUUAUGAGAGGCCUUAGGAUGUUGGUCCUCAAGCGUUCAGGGGGAAAGGAACCAGAAGGCAAAUACAUAGGCCUCUGCCCUACCCGAGAGCAGCUACUGCUGAACGCCCUCCUGUACCUGCGCUCUCAUGUGCUAUGCAAGGGUGAGCUGGACCAGCGGGCCCUGCAGCUCUUCAGACAUGUGUGUCAGGAAAUCAUCAAUGAAUGGGAUGAACAAGAACGCAUAGCCCAAGAGAAAGCAGAGCAGGAGAGCAGCUUAUACAAGUACAGGAGCAGGAACUCCAGGAGAGUCUUGAGUGAAGAGGAGGAGGAAGAGUGGGAGUUUAGAAAACAGUUCCCACUGCAUGAAAAGGACUUUGCAGAUAUUUUGGUAGAACCAGCGCUAGAAGAGAAAAAGGGAGUUUUGGAUGGGAAAGAAGAGGAAGCAGCCACAGACCUCGCUCUCCUCUCCCAGAGCUCCAUGCAGGCUGUAAUGCUGGUUCAUCAGCAGCUGUGUCUCAGCUUUGCUCGGUCUCUCUGGUACCAGCAGACGCUGCCAUCACACGAGGCAAAGCAUUACCUUAGCCUGUUUCUGUCCUGCUACCAGACAGGAGCAUCUCUUGUGACACACUUCUAUCCCCUGAUGGGAGUUGAAUUGAAUAACCAGCUCUUGGGCAGCCAGCUUUUGGCCUGCACCCUCUCUCAUAACACUCUUUUUGGGGAAGUGAACUCAUUCCUGGUAAUGAAACCUGAUGGACCUUAUGACUUCUACCAGCACCCCAAUGUGUCAGAAGCACUCCAAUGUCAGCCUGUGCUUCAAGGUUUUUCAGAGGCUGUCCGUCAGCUGCUACAGGAAUGGCCAGAACACCCAGCGCUUGAGCAACUGUUGGUUGUAAUGGACAGGAUUCAAAGUUUCCCACUGUCAAGUCCCAUUUCAAAGUUUCUGAAUGGCUUAGAGAUCCUUCUGGCAAAGGCACAGGAUUGGGAGGAGAAUGCUAGUCGAUCCCUGUCUCUGAGGAAACAUCUUGAUUUGGUCACUCAAUUGAUUAUUCGAUGGCGGAAACUGGAACUCAACUGCUGGUCUAUGAGUUUGGAUAAUACUAUGAAACGUCACACUGAGAAGUCCACCAAGCACUGGUUCUCCAUCUAUCAGAUGCUUGAGAAGCACAUGCAAGAACAAACAGAAGAGCAGGAAGAUGACAAGCAGAUGACCCUGAUGCUGCUGGUCAGCACAUUACAAGCAUUUAUUGAAGGAUCUUCACUGGGAGAAUUUCAUAUCCGACUCCAGAUGUUAUUGGUUUUCCAUUGUCAUGUCUUGCUCAUGCCACAAGUUGAAGGAAAGGAUUCACUUUGCAGUGUACUGUGGAAUUUGUACCAUUACUACAAGCAAUUCUUUGACCGGGUCCAGGCCAAAAUUGUGGAACUUCGUUCCCCUUUAGAAAAAGAGCUUAAAGAAUUUGUUAAGAUAUCUAAGUGGAAUGAUGUCAGCUUCUGGUCCAUCAAACAGUCUGUGGAAAAGACACACAGAACACUUUUUAAAUUCAUGAAGAAAUUUGAAACUGUCCUGAGCGAGCCCUGCCGGUCAUGUCUGGUGGAAAGUGACAAGGAGGAGCAGCUUGACAUUUUGCCAGGACCAACAGAGGCAGCUGUGAAUGAGGUGUCCCCCAUUCAGAGUCUGAACAGGGCUCUGAAGGAGACCCUCUUGGCCAGGCCAGCAGUUGCACAGAUUGUGCUUCCAGAACAAUCAGGGCAGGGUGUACUUCCUCCCAUGGAGGGGGAGCUUCUGCAUCGUAUGCCACAGCUCAUGAAACGAAUGAAGAAACUAUGCCUGACGCUCAUGAAGGAAAGUUGUCUGCCUCAUCUGGUGGAGGACCUGGAUCAAUUCACUGGUGAAGUGAUUUCCUCUGUGACUGAGCUGCAAAGCCUAGAGGUUGACCCUUCUGCAGAGAAGGAGAAGCAGCGUUCAGAAGCCAAGCAUAUUCUCAUGCAGAAGCAGCGAGCCUUAUCAGACCUCUUCAAACACCUUGCAAAAACUGGUUUGUCUUAUCGCAAAGGUCUUACGUGGACCCGUUCAAAAAACCCUCAAGAAAUGCUUCAUCUCCAUCCAUUAGACCUCCGGAGUGCAUUGUCUAUCAUCAGCAGCACUCAGGAGGCUGAUUCUAGGCUGCUUACCAAAAUCUCUUCUUCUUGGGAUGGGUGCCAGAAGUAUUUUUAUCGCUCUCUGGCACGGCAUGCCAGGCUUAGUGCGGCUUUAGCAGCUCCUGCCAAGGAGAUGGGCUUAAGCAACAUUGAAAGGUGUAAAGGAUUCUCAGCACAUUUAAUGAAGGUGCUCAUCCAACAGCGGCGGUCUCUGACCACACUGACCGAGCAGUGGAUCCUCCUCAGGAAUCUCCUCAGCUGUGUUCAAGAGAUUCAUGACAGGUUGGCAGGGCCACCUGUCUACCCUGUGGCUUUCCCCCCUCAGGGUGGGGUGCAGCAGUGGACAGAGAGGCUGCAGCACCUAGCCAUGCAGAGCCAGAUCUUACUUGAGCAGCUGUCUUGGCUUCUCCAGUGCUGUCCCAGUGCAGGCCCAGCUGCAAGCCAAGGUGACACCCAGGCACAGGGUCAGCCUUCUGCCCCCUUCCUGGAAGGAUUGGACUUUGCUACUGAAAGGCUUUCUGGAGCAUUACCAGAGCUCAUCCUACCUGAUCUGAACUAUCCAUCCCCGGUACCUGAGAGUCAACUGCCCCUUGGUUGUCGGAUGCGGAAGCAGGACCAGCUUUGGCAACAGUCAACUGCAAGAUUAACAGAGAUGCUAAAAGCCAUUAAAACAAUGAAAGCUGAUAUUGACCGAAUUAGGCAGCAGUCUUGUGAGACUCUAUUUCAUUCCUGGAAAGAUUUUGAAGUUUGUUCUUCUGGACUGAGUUGCCUUUCCCAGGUGUCUGCUCAUUUGCAAGGCCUCAAGUCCUUGUUCAUUCUCCCAGGGAUGGAAGUUGAGCAAAUAGGCCCACAAAUGGCAUUAGUUGAGAGCCUGGAAUAUGUAAUAAAAGAAAUCAGCAAAGCUACAGAUGAUUUUAUGACCUGGAAGACUCAUCUACUUGCUUCAGGCAUUCAGCAAGGAAACCAAAUGUUGGAUGAAGUGUCAGUUGAGGAUUUUUCAGAGCAAAUGGAAACUGCCAUCCGGUCCAUCCUCUGUGCAAUCCAGAAUUUAACAGAAAGAAAUAGUAAAAAAGCAGAUGCAGGCAUGGAUCAAGCAAGACCACAAGAGAAGGAGGAUGGUAUGUCUGAAAUUGGGCAAAAAGUAGUUCAUAGCUGGGUUUUUUUUUGUUUUUUUUUUUUGAUGUUUUACUUAGGUGAGUAG
Molecule: messenger RNA, 13879 nt
Organism: Erinaceus europaeus (western European hedgehog)
Lineage: Eukaryota; Metazoa; Chordata; Mammalia; Eulipotyphla; Erinaceidae
Gene: MDN1
Product: midasin AAA ATPase 1
Exons: 81
Coding region: 161-13879 (4572 amino acids)
Biological process (GO): ribosomal large subunit assembly; rRNA processing
Cellular component (GO): preribosome, large subunit precursor; nucleus
Molecular function (GO): ATP hydrolysis activity; ATP binding
Source: RefSeq, a predicted model, not a curated record